AUGCGUACGACCAACUUCCCUCCCGAAUUCAAGACAAAGGUUGACAUGACCAAGAUCAACCUGGAUGUCAUCAAGAAGUGGGUGUCCGACGAGGUCGCUCGCAUCCUCAACAACGAUGACGACGUUGUCGCCGAGAUGAUCACCAACAUUCUCAAGGACUCGAAACAUGCAAGUACUCUUCCUUUCCCCGACCGUCCCGACAUCAAGAAACUGCAGACUAACCUCGCCGGCUUUCUCGACAAGGAUGCCCCUGCCUUUUGCCUAGCGCUGUGGAAGAUGUGCUUGAGCGCCCAAGACGACCCCAGUGGCAUCCCGAAAGAGCUGAUUGAGGCAAAGAAGAUGGAGCUCAUGCAAGAGAGGGUACGCAUAGUGUUUAUUCGGUGGACUUGA
Messenger RNA from Zasmidium cellare ATCC 36951, 390 nucleotides. RefSeq lists its product as uncharacterized. Gene Ontology annotation, molecular function: RNA binding. The record is from RefSeq and is a predicted model, not a curated record. The coding region runs from base 1 to 390 and encodes 129 amino acids. Gene Ontology annotation, biological process: mRNA processing; regulation of mRNA splicing, via spliceosome. The transcript is spliced from 2 exons. Gene Ontology annotation, cellular component: spliceosomal complex. NCBI's taxonomy places the organism in Eukaryota, Fungi, Ascomycota, Dothideomycetes, Mycosphaerellales, Mycosphaerellaceae.